AUGAAGAAAGAAACCGUAUUAUCAGUAUUAAGGGCAGAAGAAAACUGGGCCAAACAAAAGGAGGUGGAGAUAAAGAAUGUUAAAGAAGAAUUGGUACGAGAAUUAAACGAGGAACAGAAUAAACUUAAAGAUAAUAUACGAGCAACUUGUGAUAAUGAACAGAAACUUAUGGUACAGAGAUUGGAGACUGAACAUUGUGCUAAGAUGAAGGCAGCUAAGGAAAGGUUUGAGUUGGAGUUGAAGACAAUGUCGAAUGAUCUAGAAAAAUUGGACAAAGAAAAAGUGAAUGAGAUUGAAAAAUUGAAGAAAGUGAUUAUUGAUAAGGAGUUGUAUUUAAGUAAAAAAGAACAAGCAUUUAAGGAGAAAGAGUCUGUGUUAACAAAAAAGGACCAUGUUAUUGAAAGUUUGAAGUCAGAACAUAAGACAGUUAUGAAGAAAUAUAUGGAGAAAAUCGAGGAAUUGGAAAAAGAACUGAAGCGAACUUGUGAAAAGAUUGUCAAGUUAGAAAAAGAACUUGGUGAUAAAUCUGCACAGCUUGAACAGAAAACAGAUGAAGUUAACAGACUGAAGAAAGAGUUGGAAAAGAGGGGGUUGGAAAAAGAAUCUGAAAUAAAGAAAUGGAGAAGAGAAGAGAUGGAAAGAACUGAAAUUGAUAAGAAUACUUUGAAAACAUGGCAAACUGAAGUAGAGAAUCUGAAGAAGGAAGUGAUUCAUUUGAAGUUGGAGAUAGAAAAGUUGGAUUAUAGCAAGCAAAUGGAGGUACGUAAGACUGACAUGCAGUUCUUUCUCCCAAUUUUAAACCGUUUUAACUGAAGGUCUGAUUGUCUUUCUUUUAAUAGACUGUGAAUCAUCUUCUGUACUCAGAGUAUUGUUAUCGGAAGACACAUUUGCUUCAGUAAGUGGGAAGAAGUUCGUUUCGACAUUUUAUUCCGAUCACGCUUGAUUUACACGGACAAAAUUACAUUUGGACUGGUUUAAAUUUGUGUACUUUUUUAAGCGAGGUUAAGGUAUAGAAAAUGUAAACCAGACAGCAAGUGCGUGCAUAGUUUAUAACUCGGUUACCUGCGAAUAUUAUAUUUAUAUUUCGCAUUUUCCUGAAGAGCGUUCUCAAAUUUUUCUUUAACUGGCAAAAAAUUGCGAGUUGACAUAAAUCUAACUCGCAAAAUCAUUUUUCAACUAGCAUUUUGCGAGUUUGCAAGUGUUAAAUUCGAGCCCUGGUAAAGUGCCAAAAUUCAGAGCUGACAAAGUUUAAAGGCCAAGCAUGGGAAAAAGGUUAUAAUAAACUUUUAAAAGUGAAAUAUAGCAUAUAUUGCUGUCAAAUUAUAAAAUUCUUAAGUUGAAAUCCCCAUUUCUAUAAAUGGACAAUCAGUGGACAAUGCUAAUUUCAGA
Ruditapes philippinarum (Manila clam) is the source of this 1389-nucleotide messenger RNA. Its product is annotated as chromosome partition protein Smc-like. The transcript has a single exon. NCBI's taxonomy places the organism in Eukaryota, Metazoa, Mollusca, Bivalvia, Venerida, Veneridae. The record is from RefSeq and is a predicted model, not a curated record. The coding region runs from base 1 to 813 and encodes 270 amino acids.